AUGGUCAGCCCCCUGUUCCCUGUGCGCCUCACGCCAUCUGUUUUGUGCGUUGUUCAACCCUGCCCUCCUUCCCUCCUCCCCCUUCUCGUCUACUUCAGCAUAGAAGCAGCCCUCCCCCCCCCACCUCAUUUUCCUCCAUUCAGGGUGGAAGCAGCGACGGGGCUGGUGUUCCGCAUAGAAGCAGCAACGGGGUUGGUGUUCCGGUUCAUCAUCGGGCACGGCAGAAGCACACUGGACGAGCAGCUGCUGCAGGCGGAGAACAGCACUCACGGGGACUUCCUUCGCAUCGACGUGGACGAGGCGUACCUCAAUCUCAACCACAAGACUCUCGUGUACUUCACGUCUCUCUUCAAGCUCUAUGAAGCGGAAUUUUACGUCAAGGCAGACGACGACAUUUACUUGAGACCAGACCGCCUCUCCUCUCUGAUCGCCAGGCCAAGGAAAUCACCUCGAACCUACCUUGGGUGCUUGAAGAAGGGAGCUGUGUUCACUAACCCCAAAAUGAAGUGGUUUGAGCCCAAGUCAUGGCUGGUGGGAUCGGAGUAUUUCCUGCAUGCCUACGGCCCCAUCUACGCCCUCUCAUACGACGUGGUCAACAUUCUCAACUCCAUUCCCAAGGGCAGGUUGAGGAUGUUCUUAAACGAGGAUGUGACCGUAGGAGCAUGGAUGCUGGCCUUCGACGUAUCGCAUGAGAUGAGCUGGCCUCUUUGCCAAAAUAAUUGCACGCCCACUGCUGUGGCUUCCCCACUGUACCCGCUGCGCCCUUUUCCAUCACCUCAUCUCCUUCCCCCGUCUUCCCUUCCCCCCAUCUUUCCCCCGCCGUCCCAUCCUCCCCCCUGUCCCCCAUCCUCCCUUCUCCGCCUCCCCCCAGUUCCCCCACUGCUGGAGAUGCAGGCGGGGUGGGCGGUGAGCCUCAACGAGUGGCGCGCCAAUGGCAACUGCGAUGCUGCCACGGGGCUGACGUGCGAUGAGGGCGGGUUCGUCGUGGGCAUACGAACAUGCAAUCACGUGCCAUCAGUAAUGUCACUUCCUGACUGCCACUACCCCUUUUUCGCCUCCUGGAACCUCCCCCCCUCUUUCCCUCCUUCCUCCUCCGUCCUACCUCCUCCCUCCUCCCUCCCCCCCUCCUCCCUCCUCCCUCCUCCCUCCUCCCUCCCCCCUCCUCCCUCCUCCCUCCCUCCUCCUCCCUCCUCCCUCCUCCCUCCUCUUUCUUCCUUCCUCCCUCCUCCCUCUUCGUCCUCCCUCCGCCCUCCUCCGGUCGGAAAACCCCUCUCCUGUGGCAUCCCAUCCCAUGGCUCGCCCUCUCCUGUGGCAUCCCAUCCCAUGGCUCGCCCUCUCCUGUGGCAUCCCAUCCCAUGGCUCGCCCUCUCCUGUGGCAUCCCAUCCCAUGGCUCGCCCUCUCCUGUGGCAUCCCAUCCCAUGGCUCGCCCUCUCCUGUGGCAUCCCAUCCCAUGGCUCGCCCUCUCCUGUGGCAUCCCAUCCCAUGGCUCGCCCUCUCCUGUGGCAUCCCAUCCCAUGGCUCGCCCUCUCCUGUGGCAUCCCAUCCCAUGGCUCGCCCUCUCCUGUGGCAUCCCAUCCCAUGGCUCGCCCUCUCCUGUGGCAUCCCAUCCCAUGGCUCGCCCUCUCCUGUGGCAUCCCAUCCCAUGGCUCGCCCUCUCCUGUGGCAUCCCAUCCCAUGGCUCGCCCUCUCCUGUGGCAUCCCAUCCCAUGGCUCGCCCUCUCCUGUGGCAUCCCAUCCCAUGGCUCGCCCUCUCCUGUGGCAUCCCAUCCCAUGGCUCGCCCUCUCCUGUGGCAUCCCAUCCCAUGGCUCGCCCUCUCCUGUGGCAUCCCAUCCCAUGGCUCGCCCUCUCCUGGAUCCGUGCCUUCCUUCAAGGUAGCCACCUGGUGAUGCCACCUGGUGAUGCCACCUGGACGCUGACAGCGGAGCAGGUGCCGGCAGGGCUGCCAGGGCCCUUCCCCACGGCCAUUGGCAGCCUACCCACCUCACAGACCUUCCUUCGCCUCCCUGUCAGUCCCUCGCCUCCCUGUCAGUCCCUCGCCUCCCUGUCAGUCCUUCGCCUCCCUGUCAGUCCCUCGCCUCCCUGUCAGUCCCUCGCCUCCCUGUCACUGCCUCGCCUCCCUGUCUGCGGCUCUCAGGUGCGGCUCUCCAGGGCACCCUGCCCUCAGCCCUCGCCUUUUGAGACCUCUCAAAAGCCAUCAAUCCCCCCCAUGCUGUCAUGUCAUGCCCCCCCCAUGCUGCCACACAGGCGGCUCUCAGUCACCAUCUCUGUGCCCUCUCCUUUCACCAUCUCUGUGCCCUCUCCUUUCACCAUCUCUGUGCCCUCUCCUUUCACCAUCUCUGUGCCCUCUCCUUUCACCAUCUCUGUGCCCUCUCCUUUCACCAUCUCUGUGCCCUCUCCUUUCACCAUCUCUGUGCCCUCUCCUUUCACCAUCUCUGUGCCCUCUCCUUUCACCUUCUCUGUGCCCUCUCCUUUCACCAUCUCUGUGCCCUCUCCUUUCACCAUCUCUGUGCCCUCUCCUUUCACCAUCUCUGUGCCCUCUCCUUUCACCAUCUCUGUGCCCUCUCCUUUCACCAUCUCUGUGCCCUCUCCUUUCACCAUCUCUGUGCCCUCUCCUUUCACCUUCUCUGUGCCCUCUCCUUUCACCAUCUCUGUGCCCUCUCCUUUCACCAUCUCUGUGCCCUCUCCUUUCACCAUCUCUGUGCCCUCUCCUUUCACCAUCUCUGUGCCCUCUCCUUUCACCAUCUCUGUGCCCUCUCCUUUCACCAUCUCUGUGCCCUCUCCUUUCACCAUCUCUGUGCCCUCUCCUUUCACCAUCUCUGUGCCCUCUCCUUUCACCUUUUCUGUGCCCUCUCCUUUCACCUUCUCUGUGCCCUCUCCUUUCACCAUCUCUGUGCCCUCUCCUUUCACCAUCUCUGUGCCCUCUCCUUUCACCAUCUCUGUGCCCUCUCCUUUCACCAUCUCUGUGCCCUCUCCUUUCACCAUCUCUGCGCCCUCUCCUUCCACCAUCUCUGUGCCCUCUGCUUUCACCAUCUCUGUGCCCUCUCCUUUCACCAUCUCUGUGCCCUCUCCUUUCACCAUCUCUGUGCCCUCUCCUUUCACCAUCUCUGUGCCCUCUCCUUUCACCAUCUCUGUGCUCUCUCCUUUCACCAUCUCUGUGCCCUCUCCUUUCACCCAUCGUGGCCAGCUCAGUGCGCAACAGCAUCCUCACAGGCUGUCGAGGAUUCAGCUCUUGGAUCGACUCAAACGGCACCUUCCCUGUGCACCCCCCUUUCACCCAUCUGUGCUCAGCUCACUGCUUGACAGCAACCUCACAGGCUCCAUUCCAGCCUUCCUCUCGGCGCUCACACAACUCACAGAGCUGUACGCUCUACCUGCUGAGUCAAUCGAUUCAAUAGUCAAAACGUUGCCUAGAAAGAGUCUUGUUCACUCUACCUGCUGA
Messenger RNA from Closterium sp. Naga37s-1, 3441 nucleotides. The record is from the annotation of a GenBank genome assembly. NCBI's taxonomy places the organism in Eukaryota, Viridiplantae, Streptophyta, Zygnematophyceae, Desmidiales, Closteriaceae.